Nipponia nippon (crested ibis) is the source of this 990-nucleotide messenger RNA. The record is from RefSeq and is a predicted model, not a curated record. NCBI's taxonomy places the organism in Eukaryota, Metazoa, Chordata, Aves, Pelecaniformes, Threskiornithidae.
AUGUCCAACACCAGCUCCAUCACUCAGUUCCUCCUCCUGCCAUUCGCAGACACACAGGAGCUGCAGCUCUUGCACUUCUGCCUCUUCCUGGCCAUCUACCUGGCUGCCCUCCUGGGCAAUGGCCUCAUCAUCACCGCCAUCGCCUGUGACCACCACCUCCACACCCCCAUGUACUUCUUCCUCCUCAACCUCUCCCUCACAGAACUAGGUUCCAUCUCGACCACUCUCCCCAAAGCCAUGGCCAAUUCCCUGUGGGACACCAGGGCCAUCUCCUACUUGGGAUGUGCUGCCCAAGUCUUUUUUUUCUUUUUCUUUGUUACAGCAGAAUUUUGUCUUCUCACUGUCAUGGCCUAUGACCGGUACGUAGCCAUCUGCAAACCCCUGCACUAUGGGACCCUCCUGGGCAGCAGAGCUUGUGUCCACGUGGCAGCAGCUGCCUGGGGCAGUGCGUUUCUCAAUGCUGUGCUGCACACUGCCAAUACAUUCUCACUACCACUCUGCCAAGGCAAUGCUGUGGACCAGUUCUUCUGUGAAGUGCCCCAGAUCCUCAAGCUCUCCUGCUCAGAUGCCUACCUCAGGGAAGCUGGGCUUCUUGUGAUUAGCAUCUGUUUAUUCUGUGUGUGUUUUGUUUUCAUUGCGGUGUCCUAUGUGCAGAUCUUCAGGGCCGUGCUGAGGAUCCCCUCUGAGCAGGGACGGCACAAAACCUUUUCCACGUGCCUCCCUCACCUGGUCGUGGUCUCCCUGUUUGUCAGCACUGCCAUGUUUGCCUACCUGAAGCCCUCCUCCAUCUCCUCCCCAGCCCUGGAUGUGGUGAUGGCAGUUCUGUACUCAGUGUUUCCUCCAGCAGUGAACCCUCUCAUCUACAGCAUGAGGAACAAGGAGCUCAAGGAUUCCCUGUGGAAGCUGUUUGAAUAUGAUCUAUUUCAGAUUAAUAAGGUGCCCAUUAUUCCACUAGGGCUGCCACCGUAUCUCAGGAAAACCCAGGACUAA